AUGUCUACAAAUGAAAGAACUAAUAUAUCUGUAAGAAAAGCAAGAAGGGAAGAUAUGAAAGAAGUUUAUGCACUACUGAAGGGGCUAGCAGAAUUUGAAAAUCUACUGGAUCAAGUGAAAAUCGACGAACAUACCUUGGAAAGAGAUGGGUUUGACACUGAUAAUCCACUUUUUGGGUGUUUUGUAGCAGAAAUGUCUGAUGGUCCCUUAGUUGGUUAUGCCCUCUAUUUCCAUUCUUACUCAACUUGGGAAGGAGCAUCCAUAUUACUGGAAGAUAUUUAUGUUCAUCCAGAUUACAGGAAAAACGGAGUCGGCAAACAACUGUUUCUGGCUGUUGCUAGAGCAGCAAAAGAUAUGGAUAUGAAGAGAAUUGAUUUUCAUGUACUGUCUUGGAACCCUGCUGUGGAUUUUUAUAAAAAAAUGGGAGCAGUUAAUCUAACACAAAAAGAAGACUGGAAUUUAUUCAGAUUAGACCAUGAAAGUAUAAAUGCAUUAUUUCCAUGA
Phaedon cochleariae (mustard beetle) is the source of this 504-nucleotide messenger RNA. Lineage: Eukaryota; Metazoa; Arthropoda; Insecta; Coleoptera; Chrysomelidae. The record is from the annotation of a GenBank genome assembly.